Arabis nemorensis is the source of this 1197-nucleotide messenger RNA. The record is from the annotation of a GenBank genome assembly. Lineage: Eukaryota; Viridiplantae; Streptophyta; Magnoliopsida; Brassicales; Brassicaceae.
AUGUCAGGUUUAGCAUGUAAUUCGUGUAACAAGGAGUUCGAAGACGACGCUGAGCAAAAGUUCCAUUACAAGUCUGAAUGGCACCGCUACAAUCUCAAGCGCAAGAUUGCUGGUGUUCCUGGAGUUACAGAAGCACUUUUUGAAGCUAGACAAACUGCAAUUGCUCAAGAGAAGGUCAAAUCUACUGAAGCACCUAUGCUUUAUAGUUGUGGUAUCUGUGGUAAAAGUUACAGGAGUUCCAAGGCUCAUGAGCAGCAUCUUAAGUCUAAGAGCCACGUUUUGAAGGCUUCUUCUCAAGGGAUGAGCAACGGAGAUGAGGAUAAAGCGAUAAUCAAGCAACUUCCUCCUCGUCGUGUUGUGAAAAACAACCCUGCUCAGCUUAAAGGUUCGAUUGAGGAAGAGAGUGAAGAUGAAUGGGUUGAGGUUGAUUCGGACGAGGACUUGGAAGGUGAAGAUAUGGAUGAGGUUGGUUCUGGUGAAGAUAUGGAUGAGGAUGAUAUCGACUUUGAAUUGGAUCCGGCUUGCUGUUUGAUGUGUGAUAAAAAGCAUAAGACGAUUGAGAAAUGCAUGGUUCAUAUGCAUAAGUACCAUGGAUUCUUUAUUCCUGAUAUUGAGUAUUUGAAGGAUCCAAAAGGUUUUCUAACCUACGUCGGUCUAAGGGUCAAGAGGGACUUCAUGUGUCUGUACUGCAAUGAAUUGUGCCAUCCAUUCAGCAGUUUGGAAGCUGUUCGGAAGCAUAUGGAAGCCAAAAGUCAUUGCAAAGUGCAUUAUGGUGAUGGUGGUGACGAAGAAGAUGCAGAACUAGAAGAGUUCUAUGACUACAGCAGCAGCUAUGUCAAUGAAGGCGAAAAUCAGAUGGUUGUAUCUGGGGAAUCAGUUAACACUGUAGAGCUUUUUGGUGGGUCUGAGCUCGUGAUCACCAAGAGAACCGAGAACAAAGUAACAUCUAGGACUCUCGGAUCUCGAGAAUUCAUACGCUACUACAAACAGAAGCCACCACCAUCUUCUCAGAAGCACAUUGUCAACUCUCUAGCCUCAAGGUAUAAGAGCAUGGGUCUAGCAACAGUGCAGUCGAAGGAGGAUAUAGUGAGGAUGAAAGUGAUGAGAGAGAUGAACAAAAGAGGAGCGAAAAUGCGCGUCAAGCUCGGAAUGAAGAGCAACGUCAUCAGAAAUCUGCCCAAUUGCGUCACAUAUUAG